CUUUUGUUUAUAAAAAGGAUGAAAAGGCGGAUGUUUUAUAUUUCAUGUAACGGACGCAGCUUGUGUUCGGCCGGAGGAGAAUGAGGAGCGCUCCUUCUGUUUCCGGCGCUGUGAGAGCAGAGGCGUGAUUCACAUAGCAGAACAAACAGCACAAGGAUGCAGGACCCAAACGCAGACACCGAGUGGAAUGACAUCCUUAGGAAGAAGGGCAUUCUGCCUCCUAAAGAAGCACCGGCGGAAGAGGAAGAGGACGAGCAGCUUCAUCAGCCUCAGUCUGUUGUGAAGACCUAUGAGAGCAUGACUCUAGAGGAGCUGGAGGAAAAUGAAGAUGAGUUUAAUGAUGAGGAUGAACUCGCCAUAGAGCUGUACAGACAGAAGAGGCUUGCGGAGUGGAAAGCGAACCAGAUCAAGAACACGUUCGGGGAGUUGAGUGAGAUCUCGGGUCAGGAUUACGUGCAGGAGGUGAACAAUGCUGGAGCCGGAAUCUGGGUGGUGCUGCAUCUCUACAAACCGGGAAUCCCGUUGUGCACGCUGAUAAACCAGCAUCUGUCACAACUGGCCAGCAAGUUUCCUCAAACCAAGUUCCUCAAAUCUGUUUCCAUCACCUGCAUUCCCAACUACCCCGACCGCAACCUGCCCACGGUGUUCGUCUACUACGAGGGCGAGAUGAAGGCCCAGUUCAUCGGCCCUCUGGUUUUUGGUGGCAUGAACCUGAAGUGUGACGAGCUGGAGUGGCGUUUAUCUGAGUCUGGCGCUGUAAAGACCGACCUGGAGGAAAACCCCAGGAAACAGAUCCAGGAUCAUCUGAUGACGUCCAUUCGCUGCUCGGCGCCCAACCGCAGAGCCGGUGAUGAGGACUCUGACGAGGACUGAAGCGGCACACUAACAUUAUAUCAGAAUCACAGCUGGACUUCACCUGCAACAACAGCUCGACUGCUAUAGAGCCAGUCUGACGAAAUUCAGUCGUUUUGCGGCGACUCAAACACAUGAGAAAAGACUGCUUAAACUGUGGCCGAGCAGACUGUAAUUUAAACUUUUACUCUUUGCCAUAUUAAAAAGACGUGCGCUCUUCUGGAAGAGAAUGACUCCUGCUUGUCUCGCACUCGAAAACAUUUUUAAACCAGCCAUCGUUAAAUGGAUUAUUCACCGGAAAUUUGCAUUGUUUUGUUUUAUAUAAGAUUUCUAAUAAUACAGCCUUUGUGAGUUCAAUGCUUGUCACCAUUUAUUAUAUAAAAACAUAUACUGAUUUGAGUGCAUUUUACUGUCUUUUGUUUAUGCGUUAAUGUUAUUUCCACUCACCCAUGGCCCACUAAACAGGCUGUGACAUUAUUAAGUGAUAUUUAGGGAUAUGUCAGGCUAUUUCCCAUCAAUUUCCUUUUUGCAUUUUAACAUUCUGAUUUGCACCCACAUACUGAAAAGGCGAGAGCUUCGUCUCUGGUUCGUGUUUUAGCAAUAAUACAUAAACCGUCAGCAAGCAUGAGGUUACAUUUAUUAAAAGAGGUUUUAAUGAAAUCUGGUCGUUUUUUGUAGUUUGACAGCAACUCUAAUGCAGCUUUAACACAUUUCAGGCAUUACGGUGUCAGAGAGAAUCCCAGAUAAGAACAGAGGACGUCUGUAGAGAGGAGAAACACACUCGGUUAUAUUCAUCAGUUUACAUGGAAAUGAAUCAAAUCUUUAAACAAUCGCUAAUGCUUGUUAUUUCCAUCUCUGUCACUUCCUGUCUGUACUCUAUAGUCCCAUAAACCGCAAUAAAAACUAUGUUUAUGA
Ctenopharyngodon idella (grass carp) is the source of this 1767-nucleotide messenger RNA. RefSeq names its product phosducin-like 3 (gene pdcl3). Gene Ontology annotation, biological process: angiogenesis; protein folding; positive regulation of gene expression. The transcript is spliced from 6 exons. Bases 157 to 873 code for a protein of 238 amino acids. Lineage: Eukaryota; Metazoa; Chordata; Actinopteri; Cypriniformes; Xenocyprididae. The record is from RefSeq and is a predicted model, not a curated record. Gene Ontology annotation, cellular component: cytoplasm.